GUAGAAUGUGACUGUAGGCCUAGGUGCCUUUCCCUAGGAACAGUUCCGCACGCAGGACGAGCCGACCUUCUGCGGCCUGGCCACCCUGGCGAUGGUUUUGAAUUCUCUUCGAAUAGAUCCGAUGCGCACCUGGAAGGGCGCCUGGCGCUGGUUCACGGAGCAGAACCUGGGCUGCUGUGCGGGGCCGGAGGAGGUGCGCGAGAGCGGGCUCUCCUUCGACAUGUUCAACAGCCUGGCAGGCUGCAACGGCGCGGACUCCGUUUUGCAUCGCGCGCCCCCGCGCGGUCGCUCAUCGGGUGCCGACCAAGCUACGUUCGAGGAGGCCUUCCGGGCAUCCGUGCGCGCGAUCAGCAGAAGCCAAGAACGCGAGUGCAUCGUCGUGUGCUACUCGCGGGAGGUGCUGGGACAGUCUGGGGCUGGCCACUUCUCGCCCAUCGGCGGCUACCACGAGGAUAGCGAUUCCGUGCUCAUCAUGGAUGUGGCCCGGUUCAAGUACCCGCCCCACUGGGCGCGCGUCUCUGACAUCGUCAGCGCGAUGACCGAUGUAGAUCCAGACACGGACAGGCCACGGGGCUACGUCCACCUACGGCUGCGCCGCGAGCACUCCAAUGACCAGGCCCUACCGGUGCCCCUGACCAUCCCGUACGUGCCAGUCGCUUCUGGCAAGAAGCUGUCCGAGGGCUUGGCCGCCGCUCUGGAGGCGCCGUGCCCGCUGCUGGAGGAGCAGGGGCCUGAUGGUGCUGCGGCCAUGGCCGUGCGCAGGUGGGUGCAUGCAGUCGUGGCCGCCGAGCCGCGCGUGCUGAGCCGACUGCUGCAGGUCGGUGAUGAGGCCGCCCUGCGCGAAGUGCUCACGCGCCUCAGCUCGUUCCAGUUGUUCGGCGACUUGUGCGCUGCUUACGCCAGGCUCCAGGCGAGCGCCGACGAGGGCCUCGGGGCUGAUUUCCCACCGCUGCGAUUCCUGGCGGCGCCGGGCGGGGAGGCCCCCGUGGUGCCGUGGCCGCCCGUGUCGGCAGCCACCGCUGACGAGGACCUGGCCAGCUGCGGCCUGGGGCCCGGCGGCUGCGGGGAGCUCUGGGUGCUCCUGCUCCUGCUCCUGCCGGAGCACCUGCGCGCGGCGGUGUCGAAGGAGCUGAUGGGCCCUUGGGUCGCCCACGAGAUGGCGCGGGCGGUCAGAGGGCCCUGGGCUCUCCCGCUGGAGGCCCUCCGGGAGGCGCUGGCGCAGAUGCUCCCUCGGCCCAAAGCCAAGCGCUGCCUGCAGUGACAGGGCGUGUCUCCGAGGGCCCGCUGAGGGGCGCGGCUUCAAGACGUUUCCAUUGGAGCGGGAGGGGAACACGGA
Molecule: messenger RNA, 1336 nt
Organism: Prorocentrum cordatum
Lineage: Eukaryota; Dinophyceae; Prorocentrales; Prorocentraceae
Source: the annotation of a GenBank genome assembly